AUGGCGACACAGGAGGCAGCGGAGUGCACCAGCUCUGCUGCUCAGUCAGACGGCAGCGUGGAAUCGGCAUCAGUUGGAAAUACCUACGUGGGCACUUCGGGUUAUGUGUACGCUCACUGGCGACAGGGUGCCUUUUAUCCGACAGGAACGAAACAGGCCAAAGAGCUGGAAUACUACAGCGGUCGACUGUCGGCCGUUGAGGUCAAUGCGACCUACCACGGUCUGCAGACGGUUGAAACGCUGCGCAAGUGGCAGACCAAUGCCCGGCGAGGGUUCAAGUUUGUGCUCAAGGCCCAUCAGGACAUUACACAUCGAUCACGUCUACAUAACGUCGACAGUCUGUGGCAGGUUUUUGUGGAUCGGGCUGUGGACGGGCUCGGUGAUGCACUAGGCCCAUGCCUCGUCCAACUGCCACCGUCCUUUGCCCGGACACCGCAGACAAUGGCUGAUCUUCAGACAUUUUUGGCGCUUCCUCGUCGUGGGUUGAGACUUGCCUUUGAGUUUCGCCAUCGCAGCUGGUACACUGAGGAAGUGUAUGCCAUGAUGUCAACUCACAACGCCUGUAUCGUGGAUAAUGUAUCUCCCGACGGCACCACGCUGCGCUGCGAGCGGAUUACUGCCGAUUUUGGCUAUACACGCAUGCACAAGCGACUGAAACCCGAUGGAGGGCCUGACACGACCAACUACACGGCUGAGCUCCUGACGCCUUUGUUGCCCACUCUGAUGGCCCAACGGCAAAACGGAAAGGACCACUAUGUGUUUUUCAUGAACGAUCUCAACGCUCAUGGUCCACACAAUGGCGUGGAGUUGCAAAGGCUUCUGGCGGCCCAGCUCAAGGCAGAGGGCAGAGAAGCAGAACCGGCGCUCGUCACCAACUGGCACCCUCUUUCACGCGAAACGCAGAAGGGGGCACUGAAGCGCAUGUUCAAGCAGGCUCACGGGCGUCCAUCCACAGCAGGCACAGCAGGCGCAGCAGGCACAGCAGGAGCGCCCUUGUCCUCUGCAUCGGUCUGCGAUGCGACCGCGGCCACGACAGCACACAGGAGUGUGAGUGCCAUGUUGCCGGUCUCGUCCAAGCAGGCCAGCGAACGGGGGUCGUCCCAUGGAGGAUCUCCUCGAAGCAAGGCCCCCAAAAGGGGUCAGCCAUCUAUUCAAUCAUUCUUCAAGAAAUAG
This is a messenger RNA of Monosiga brevicollis MX1, 1173 nucleotides long. RefSeq lists its product as uncharacterized. The coding region runs from base 1 to 1173 and encodes 390 amino acids. The record is from RefSeq and is a predicted model, not a curated record. NCBI's taxonomy places the organism in Eukaryota, Choanoflagellata, Craspedida, Salpingoecidae. The transcript is spliced from 2 exons.